Anisakis simplex (herring worm) is the source of this 1077-nucleotide messenger RNA. NCBI's taxonomy places the organism in Eukaryota, Metazoa, Nematoda, Chromadorea, Rhabditida, Anisakidae. The record is from the annotation of a GenBank genome assembly.
AUGGUUCUUGUCAUACCGUCUUCCUUGAAUAUCGUUGAGAAUCUGGGUGAAUUUGUGGCCAAUACGUUAGAAUCUUAUGCUAUAGUGUUUUUUCUUGAACAUGCCCGUGUUGCAAGCAAUGGUGUGGGUAGAAUCAACAACGAAGACCUCUUAUUCAAGUUGGCUUCGUCAACCUCUCCUCUGGCCAUUAUAAGGCGUGAGAAUCUGUCGGAAAUUGAUAAAUCAGAAGUGAAACGCCUCGAGAAAAUUGGUGAAGUACUGAAAGAGUGGCGACGAAGGCGAUGCUAUGGUAUGACAAGGGUGCUUCCUCGACUAUACGUCGGAAAUUUGGGUGAUGCUACGGACGCGGAUCAGCUGAUUGCUAACAAAAUAACAGACGUUCUUUCUGUGCACAGUUUAUCACAUCCGAAUGUUGCGUUGGAAUCGCUGAAUGUGCUGCAUUUACGUAUAUCCGAUUUGCCUGAAGUGAACAUCGCCGAUCACUUUUCUGAAGCGAUCUCAUUCAUACACAAAGCACGAGUCAGCAAUCGUUCAGUAUUGGUGCAUUGUUUAGCGGGUGCGAGUCGAAGCGUGUGCAUUGUGGCUGCUUACGUUUUAACGGUGACCAAUUUGAACUAUGCAACGACACUGUCAUAUCUUGCCAAUAUAAGACCAUGUGCUAAUCCAAAUUUUGGUUUCCGUAUGCAGCUCAUCAAAUACACACAAAAUAAAAUGUUCAUUGAACGAAGUCGCUUACAAACCGUUUUCGGUGAAGAUUGUUUCCGGAUGCAGCAGACUGAAGAUGAAGAUGAUCUGAAGAAGAGUGCAUUGUUCACAGCGUCAACGCCAGUUCAUCAAGAACAUUCACAUAAACCCUCCACUGCUGACGAAUCUGAAAGUUUCAAUGAAUCGAUCUCGUCAGAUCAUAUUUCAAGUGAACUCCAAACUGUACAGAAUUCACAGUUUUCUACACCAUCUGCUAGAACUUCGAGCCCAGAUUCUCUGUCAUCUUCAACUUUGACUGCAGUCGUUUCAAAACCGUUCGAAUCGGUGGAGUCUUAUAUGCCGAUCGAUGAUUUGGUAUAUAUUGAUCAGUGA